UUUGCCUUAUGUCAAAAUUGUCAUAUGCGUAGAAUUCAUGUUUUUGUUUGGGAUGUGAAUUGAAAUGUUUUGUAAACUAUCUCGUAAUUUAUUGAUUUUUGUCACCCACGAUAUAUAUUACGCAUUACACUUGAUGGUCAUCGGGCUUCAUAACUGAAGAGAUUUUGCAAGGACAAAAUGGAAGAAAUCGCCAGGGAAUACAUUACUGUUGCGAGACAACUGUCAUCUAGUGGCUGUUAUAGCAAGGCCUUCGAUUUGUAUGUGUUAUCAUUCGAUAAAAAUCCGCGACUGAAAAAUCUUUUUGAGCCAGAGUUUCGAUCCAUAUUAAUCAAACUAAACGAAGUGCUGGCCACAGCAAACAAAAUUGAAGAUAUUUUUUCAAAUUUCGGCCGUGCUAUUGACGCAUUUCCUAACAACGUACACCUGUUGAACGAUAUAGGCAAAUACCUAUAUAAAUUUGGGUUUUAUGCAGAGGCUUGGUGCCAUUUUCAUAGAGCUUUAAAGUUGGAUAAUGGAUUUGUGAAUCCAGAAAAAAAUCUUAAUUCUGUUAAAAACCUGUUGAUGGAACGUUGGCAUUUCCGAAUGCUGAAUGAUAAGACCCGGAAUGAUGCCUACCGUGAUGCCAUUCACGCAACUGCAGUUCCUUUCAGAGAUUGCAUUCUGGAUAUAGGUACAGGAACAGGUCUGUUAGCUAUGUAUGCAUGCGAGUGUUCUCCUAGAACCAUAACAGCAUGUGAUGGAUCUGCUGUAAUGACGAGCUUAGCGGAAGUAAUCACACAAGAGAAUUAUCGACAAGAGAUAAUUAUAAUAAACAAGAUGUCCACAUCAAUGAAUUACCAUGAUGUUGGUGGACGUAGAACUCUAGUGGUCACUGAAAUGUUUGAUGCUGGUUUAUUUGGAGAACAUGUCUUACAAACAUUGGCACAUGCUCAUGAAUGUUUGAUGUCGAAUUCUGCUAAAGUGAUACCAAACAAAGCUGAAUUUUUUAUUGCUCCUGUCAAAUGUGAUUAUCUCAACAGGAGAUAUCAAUUGUGCUCCACUACCAAGAGUAUUCUGAAUAUUCCACAUUAUACUGUUCAUAUUCUAACCUUUGAUGAGACAUAUGAUUGUGAAGAUGUUCACCUUUAUCGAGAUAUAAAAUACAUGGCGGAACCUCUCUCCCUUCUUAAAGUGAACUUCAAUGAUUAUCAAGAUGUCUAUACAACAUUGAAUAGGAAUGACCCUUACACACUUCAGUUUAAAGUUAAGGAAGAUGGUGAAAUCAAUGCUGUAAUUGGUUGGUUCAACCUGUAUCUGACUGACAACAUAACUAUCACUACAGACCCUAGAUCUGAUAAAAGAGCAAAUGCAUGGCAACAAGCUGUGUUCUUUGAUAACAUACCAAAAACAGUGACACAAGGGGAACUAGUGGAUUUCCAUUUUCUGUUGAACAGAGGUAAACUUACAAUGUUGCCAAACUGGAACAGUGAAGUUUUAAGAAUCUCUCCUGAAACUCUUAGAUAUCUCAAUGACACAGAGUUUGUAAACAUGAUAAAAGGUUCCAUUGCCAUGACAUGUAUCUACUUGGGGCAGAUUGCUGACAUAUCUUUAACUAAUAUUGUUGAUUUGUGCCCUUUCCCAUUAUUUGGCUUGCUGAUGCUGAGGCGUGGUGCUCAAUCAUUGAUAUGUUGUGCCAAAACUGAUGUAGACAGAGUAUUUUUUGAGACAGUAUUUGAAGCUAAUAAUGUACCAUUAUCGAAACUGCAUAUCUUGGUUGGAGAUGAAUGGGGCCAAGAAGUAUUCAGAGAUGAGAAGUACCAUGCUAUAUUUUGUAACAUAUUUGACUUGUGGGGUGAUGUAGAGCUCCGUAAUAUGGAAAUUGCUCAGCACUUGAAGCAGUCACACCUUCUGCAGGGUGGGCUGUUUAUGCCGUCGAAUGUGAAGGUCAUGGGUCAGCUCAUCAAUAGUCACUGGCUGGAUAUAAACAAUAGAGUAUAUGAUGAGAAUGUAAGCAACUUUAAGAUGGCAAAACAUGUCAACAAAUAUCAAGUGUCACAGAAUUUCUGUAUUGAUUUCUCUCAUUUGGAAUAUACACCUUUAUCAGAGCCAGUUGUGCUGGGUGUAUGCAGCACUGAUACAAGAUCACAUGUGGUGAAUGUGCCGGUGGUAAACAAUGGCUACUUGAAUGCCAUCCUUUGCUGGUACAGCUUAGAGUUGAUGGAACACCUUGGAGAAAUUUCAACUAAUCGUAAAAACAGCUUCAUUGAUGGUACAGUGUUCCUGAUAAGUCCAAAGGUGCCAAUGAUUAGUGGUAAGUUUGCGACUGUGUUGCAUUGUGUUGAUCCUGAUGGCUCAUUUAAAUUGAUGAUUGAUGUUGACACCACUUAAAUAUUUGUUGACAAGCAUUUGGUAAAUGUUGGCACUAUGGCAUCAUGUUUGUUAUUUUUUUAUGAAUUUUAUACAAAGUAUUUUUAAACUGUUUGAAGUUAUUAAAAAAAAAAAUUGAAUCUAAAAUAAAUGUUCUGUUUUUUCGAUAUUCGAAAUUGUAUAUUUUUAUAAGUAAAUAAGGAUCAAUUCAGAGUAAGAGAUGGCAAUACCUAGAACUGUAUAUAUGUACAAUCAAAGUCUCAUAGCUUCAUGCAGAAGGCUGCGGCUUGAGAACGUCGGAAGUUCGUACAGUUUAUCUUGGUAUUGCUACAGCAGAAGCCAGGGUCAUUUUAUUCAGUUUCAUUUAACAAGUGUUCGUUCCUGCUCGUCAUCUCUAUGUGAAUUGACCCUGACAUUAUAUCUUUUAUAUAUUUUGGUUACUAUACUUUUGUAUGUAUUGUAAUUACAUUAAAUUACAUACAAGUAUAACUUAAAUGUAAUGUAUUCAUUCAAAUUAACUGUGUUGCGCAUAUUAACUAUGAAUAAAGUCACAGGGUGUUGAUGAAGCCUAUUUAUUAAUUGAAUUUAUUGUAUUUAGAUAUAAGUACAUGUUCGUAUAAGAAAUUUUUAUGUACAGUCACAUACAAUAAUAUAUUCUGAACAUUGUUGUACAUGUCGUUUCUAUGUCAUAAUAAUAUUAUCAGAAAUGUCAAAGACGCAACUCUCUGCCAUUUUGUUUUGAAGGUUUAAAAUUUUUAAACUGUGUAUUUAUUAAUUGUUCUGUGGUAAAACUAAAUGGUUAACAUCAAUAACAUAUUAUUGUACUUGACUGUACUUGUCUAUGUCAGUGUUAUCACGAGUGUUAACAGUUAUUUGUAAACUCAUAAGCUAACGGUCAAAUUGUCAUUUACUCUACUUAAGAAUCAACUGGACUAACUACUACUAUCCAAAAACAAAAGAAAAUUGAAACAUAUAUCUACUUAUCACUAAUGUCACAUGCAACAGAAUGGUGAAUUUAGACAAUUCAUAAUCACCACUCAUUAUUUGUAGCACAUUUAAAUAAAAUAGCCACUUUAUAUGAAUCAUAAGAAUUUUUCCCACGAACAAAUUAUUUCAAAUUGGCAAGAGAACAACACGGCGGUAAAUCCCCGCAAAUAAUAUAAUAAUCAUCAAAACCUUUACAAACUUCGUCAUAGUCGUAGAAUACUGACGAAUUUUUGUUUGUAAUAUUUGUCAGAUCCGUCAAUAUUCUACGACUAUGACGAUUUAUCAGAAAUUAGGGUAAAUAUCGCGUAACAUGUGCGAUAGAAUCAGUCGAGUUUUUGUGCUAUCUGUGCCUACAUUUUCAAUAGAUUGGAUUAUACGAAAUGAAUUAUGGUAUGAUUUGUUUAAAGUGGCCAUUUUAAUAUCUACUAUUUAAACUAAUUAAAUGUAUCUGUGUCUUGAAAUUUAAAAUAUUUGUUAGGUGAACACCACGUUUACUGUAGGAUUUAUAAAAAUACGUAUACACGUUCCAGGCCAAAUAUUAUUCAAAUAAUCUAUGUGUGCCAUUUGAAUCUAAAAUGUAUUCUCAGGUGCUGUUAUAUGGCGGAAGCCUCUUUUGAUCGGUCUGUAUUGUAUUAUGUGUAGGUCUACGUGUAUAAUCGUUAUUAAUGUAAAAUAGAAUAUUUCCUACAAUGUUAUUGCUCAAUUUAAUUUUGUUAUAAUAAUUAAAUGACGUUAUUUUCUGUCACAUUAUCAAUGUCAGUCAAUAUACAUCAAGUUUCAGUUUCCUCAUUAGAUGCUUAUUACAUUAUUAAAUUAUAUAGGAUCAUACGUAGAUACAUUUAUUUAUUUAUUUAUAAAGCUUUUAACGUAUUCUGAAUGUUAUUAUAAAAGUUAUAUAUGUAGAGGGUCACAGUGAAAGAUAAUAUUCUUUAAAACAACAAUAUAUAUAUAUAAUACGUAUAGAUACAAGACGAGACAACCAUUUGAAUAGAAACAAAAACCGUAUAGAAAAAUAAUAUCAACAUAUAUAUGUGGCCAGAAUUAAAUUUACAUCAUGGCCACAAAGAAGUUUCAAUAAUAUAAAUCUUAUAUGACUCAGGAAUAUUUAUUUUUUGAAAAACGUACAGCUGAAUUACAGUCAAUACAUAAUUAAAUUAUAUAUAUAUAUAUAUAUAUAUAUAUAUAUAUAUAUAUAUAUAUUAGUUAUUAUUUUUGCAAAAGAAAAUGACAUUGUUACUCCACCUGUGUAUUGAUGUACACUGGCGGGAUACCAAUCGGCAUCUGUCGGUAGAGUCGUUAUCGCUAGCGAGUUCAUGAGAUAGCGAUGUUUACUGUCUUGUUCUUUCUUAUGUGAAGAGAUUCUAUCGAUGGAUUUAUCUGCCACUUGUCUUAACAUAUACAUUCAUAUCUUUUACACAGUGCAUCUAUAUUUUUGGGCUCUCUUUUCUUUCAUUACUCACGUUAUUACAUCUGAUCCUUAUUAUGUAUAUUUGAUAAUGUAAUAUGCUUCUAUUCAAUUAAAUAUACCAGUUUAGAUUGGGUAAAGUAGAAUUAGAAAUAUUAUAAACACCACUGAUGUAAAAUGGUCAAAUAUGUGUAGAUAUAUUAAAAUUGUGCAGUUUAAAAUAGCCAUUUUAGCUAUUCAUAAUAGGAUGCUGAAUCGAUUCAUAUUUGCAAUUCAUAGAAUUGGCAAUUUUCUAAGAAAUAUCGAUAAAGAAAAUUCUGUAUUGCCAUAUGAGCAGAUACAGCUUGCGGAUUUUCGUAGUAUUUUAUUAUAUUUUAGGAAUCUAUCAUGAAACACCAUAGUUAUUAUUUUAUAACCUCUAUGCACGCAUGAGGGAUUCACGGCAUAUAUUAUCGUCCAUAGUGUUGCUCAUGUAGUCAUGUACCUACAUCCUGACGACGAUUGUAACUUUACAUCGGUGGGUCGUAGGCUUGUUUGUCAUUGCUGUUAGUUUAAAAAAAAAUAUAGUUAAUGUUUUAUGUGUGUGAUUAUUGUAUUUGUAUAAGACCUUAUCAGAGUCACAAAACACCAUAGCACGGAAGGCCUAUAACAAUGGGAUAGUCCGUCCGAGACGAUUCACUUUGCCUGCGCCCUUUGAGUAUAUACCGAAGCAUCUAUUGCGCUCCGACGCUUUAACACGUGGCGCGGACCGCGUCUCGCCUAAUAUUGGACUCGAUUGGUCGGGAUCCUCACAUGUUAGCUCAGAUUUUAAAAUAAGAAUUACAAACAUUGAUUAUUAACCUGUUAAGUAUUAAUCAGAAUAGUGAAUUUGACAGUAUUAUUACCGUCUUAAAUUAUUGCUAUAAAAUAUGUGGCAUGAGGCUGUGAAUCUGUAUCAGGACCAAGAUUGUUUUCUCUUAUGUUUCAUAUGAUACGGCUGACACAAUUUUUAGAGACCGGUCGUAUCUUCACACAUGACUACUUCGCAUUUAUUGACAUUUAUAUUGCAUAAUAUAUAAGUGAGUGUUACCUGUGAGUAGAUUAAUAUAAUAACAAAGAUGUGCUGUUUAAACGUAUUAUGUAGCGUUAUUUUUAUAUUUGUAAGUAGCAAAAUUCUUUUAAUCAUCAAGUAGAUUUACAAUUGUCUCCAUUGUCAAGACUUGAGCUCGAACCCAUGGCCUGAAUCUCGAGACAGGGAGACCCCGGGCAGCAGACCCUCUCUCAGACGCGUCAUAUAGACCAAUUAUAAAACAACCAGUUGCAUACGUGGGUGUACGAACUAUGACCUUCGUCUACGGUAAGACGCAUAUACAUUCCUGUAACGUCAAAGAAUAACGCGAACUAAUGUUGCAAGAUAAAUUCACAAGGAAUUCGCCAAAAAUUGUACACUAAAUAGCCUCCAAUCGUCAAAAAUUAUUUUCGAAAUAGUCAAAACGGCGAUCGGUCAUUAAACGGGGGAAAGUCGCCUAAUCUAGCAAUGUCUACGCGGAUCGUUCUCACGACCUUCUAAUUUGAAGCUAGGCUGUGGGAUCCGAGCUCUCGUAUUCUAUCUACAAAUUGUACAUUUUAUUUGCAGUUUAUUUAUAAUUUUUUCUAUAUAACCGUUACCAUUACCUGUAGUAAAAAUACAAAACUCCGCUUGUUCGGAAAUAUCAAACACUAUUAAAUGAUCACAAUUCACUUUAGAAUGAGAAUAUAAAUGUUAAAUGUGAUUAACGUUUCAAUGUCUCAAUGUGAACAAGUAGUGAAUUUGAUGUGAUAUUUUUGAAAAAUGAUAUUGAAAUAAAGUAUCUACUUUUGAAUGUCAAAA
This is a messenger RNA of Galleria mellonella (greater wax moth), 6587 nucleotides long. Its product is annotated as protein arginine N-methyltransferase 9-like. Gene Ontology annotation, molecular function: protein binding; protein-arginine omega-N monomethyltransferase activity. The transcript has 2 exons. Gene Ontology annotation, biological process: peptidyl-arginine methylation. Bases 178 to 2367 code for a protein of 729 amino acids. NCBI's taxonomy places the organism in Eukaryota, Metazoa, Arthropoda, Insecta, Lepidoptera, Pyralidae. The record is from RefSeq and is a predicted model, not a curated record.